Diceros bicornis minor is the source of this 677-nucleotide messenger RNA. It is a transcript of the gene SPA17, whose product is annotated as sperm autoantigenic protein 17. Gene Ontology annotation, biological process: binding of sperm to zona pellucida. The coding region runs from base 57 to 509 and encodes 150 amino acids. NCBI's taxonomy places the organism in Eukaryota, Metazoa, Chordata, Mammalia, Perissodactyla, Rhinocerotidae. The record is from RefSeq and is a predicted model, not a curated record. Gene Ontology annotation, molecular function: calmodulin binding. Gene Ontology annotation, cellular component: sperm fibrous sheath; cytoplasm; membrane. The transcript has 5 exons.
AUCGGCACCAGCUCUCAGAGAACCAAGAGGUACAAUAGGCAGUUCCUUCCAAGGAGAUGUCGAUUCCAUUCUCCAACACCAACUACCGAAUUCCACAAGGAUUUGGAAAUCUUCUUGAAGGGCUGACACGCGAGAUUCUGAGGGAGCAACCGGACAAUAUACCAGCUUUUGCAGCAGCGUAUUUUGAGAAUCUUCUAGAGAUAAGAGAGAAAACCAACUUUGAUCCAGCAGAAUGGGGGAGUAAAGUAGAUGACCGCUUCUAUAACAACCAUGUAUUCCAGGAGCAAGAACCACCUGAGAAAUGUGAGCCUGACAAAGAAAAGUCUCAGACAUCUGUGAAAGAGGAGACUCCAGUCACAGCCUUAGAAUCUUCUGAAGAAGAUAAGGAAAAAGAGGAGAAUGCUGCUCUCAAAAUCCAGGCAGCCUUCCGGGGACACUUAGCCAGAGAAGAGGUGAAGAAAAUGAAACCUGAUGAUGAUCAAGAAAAUGAAAGUGAGGAAAACAACUGAGGAGACUGGUUUUACCCCCAAGAAACAUGAAAAAAUAAUUCAAAUCCAUCAACCUUGUCAUUGUCGUUUUUUUCUUAGUAAGUGAGAUUUGAGGGAGUGAAAUAACAUUUGUUGCUGUUGUGAAAAUCUGUCGUGAGCAUUUGUUUAAUAAACAUGCCAUUGAACACA